Molecule: messenger RNA, 642 nt
Organism: Bubalus bubalis (water buffalo)
Lineage: Eukaryota; Metazoa; Chordata; Mammalia; Artiodactyla; Bovidae
Gene: MRAS
Product: muscle RAS oncogene homolog
Biological process (GO): signal transduction
Cellular component (GO): plasma membrane
Molecular function (GO): GDP binding; GTPase activity; GTP binding
Source: RefSeq, a predicted model, not a curated record
AUGGUAAUGAGUGCGGUUCCCAGUGACAACCUCCCUACUUACAAGCUGGGGGCGGGGCGGGGCGGUGAGGGGGCGGGGGGAGGUAUGGGCAAGAGCGCCCUCACCAUUCAGCUUUUCCAGAAGAUCUUUGUGCCUGACUACAUCCCCACCAUCCAAGACUCUUCCCUGAAACAUACAGAUAUUGACAAUCAAUGGGCCAUCUUGGAUGUUCUGGACACGGCCCAGCAGGAGGAGUUCAGCGCCUUUCGGGAGCAGUACAUGCUCACAGGGGACGGCUUCCCCAUCGUCUUCUCGGUCACGGACAAGGCCACCUUCGAGCACGUGGACUACUUCCACCAGCUCAUCCUGCGCGUCAAGAACAGGGAGUCAUUCCUGAUGAUCCUCAGUCAAAAGGUCGAUCUGAUUCAUUUGAGAAAAAUCACCAGGGAGCAAGGAAAAGAAAUGGCGACCGAACACAAUAUUCCUUAUAUAGAAACCAGUGCCAAGGACCCACCUCUCAACGUUGAAGAAGCCUUCCACGACCUGGUUAGAGUAAUUAGGCAACAGAUUCCAGGAAAAAAAAGCCAGACAAAGAAGAAGAAAACCAAACGUUGGGGAGACCAGGUCACAGGUACCCACAAACUGCAGUGUGUGAUAUGGUGA